Messenger RNA from Aplysia californica (California sea hare), 6021 nucleotides. Its product is annotated as guanylate kinase. The record is from RefSeq and is a predicted model, not a curated record. Gene Ontology annotation, molecular function: GMP kinase activity. Lineage: Eukaryota; Metazoa; Mollusca; Gastropoda; Aplysiida; Aplysiidae. Gene Ontology annotation, biological process: purine nucleotide metabolic process. The coding region runs from base 149 to 859 and encodes 236 amino acids. Gene Ontology annotation, cellular component: cytosol. The transcript has 8 exons.
CUCUUCACUAUUGAAAAAUUAGAACAGCUAGCUAGUAGCUAGCACUUCUAUUUGGCAACGCGAACGUAAAGUGAAAUAGCCGUAGCAUCUUUGUGGACAACCAAAUUAAUUUACUAGCACUUGUUGGCUACACCCCUGGCUGUGUGUAAUGUUUUUUUGUUUACUCAGAUCAAGUAUUCCUCUCAAGACUUUCGGAUCAGUUCUCAGGUCAAGUCCCGUGCUGUUUGCAUCCCAAACCCGAGCCAUGAGCCAGUCCCUCCGUCCUAUCGUCAUCAGCGGGCCCUCCGGCAGCGGAAAGAGCACCCUGCUCAACAAACUGUUUGCUGAGUACCCGGGGUGCUUUGCCUUCAGCGUCUCACAUACUACAAGAAACCCCAGAGCUGGAGAGGAAAAUGGUGUGGCUUACCAUUUUGUCACCAGGGAGGAUUUCCAGAAUUUGAUUGCUCAAAAUGGAUUUCUAGAACACGCUCAGUUCUCAGGAAAUCUGUAUGGCACCAGCAAGAAGUCUGUGAAUGACAUUGGCAGCUCAGGUCAGCUUUGUGUGCUGGAUGUGGAGAUCAAUGGGGUGAAGAGCAUCAAGAAUUCUGACAUGCAGCCUAGGCCCAGGUUCAUUUUUGUCAAACCACCAGGCUUAGAGGAGCUGAAAAAGAGACUUCAGGGCCGAGGCACAGAGACAGAGGAAAGCUUACAGAAGAGACUGGACUCUGUGAAAGAAGCUAUUGACUAUGCUGAGGAAUCUGGAGCCUAUGAUCACAUUGUAGUGAAUGAUGAUCUCGAAAUUGCAUAUGAACACCUGAAGGGAAUUUUGAUAGAGGACAUCACCAAACUUCAGACAAGCAAGCUGAAGAAGGGCGAGUGAUCAGACUUCAGUCCUCAAGUUUCUUUUGUUUUUAUUGUUAGAAGGCAAGGGCAGAUCAAGCAAUGAAUUAACACUUUGCAAGGCAGGCCUUGUUCUUAUACACGCAUAGACUUUAUAGAUUAAAGAACAACAUCCCAGCAUCGAUAUUAGCCCCUAAAUUUUAUUUUUUAUUGCCAUUUAUUUAGAGGUUGCAUUAUAUUUUGGUACAAAAAAAUUAUAUGACACGCUAAUCUGUCCUUUACUUUAACUUAUAAUAUACUUUUAUAGUCAAACCUAUCCAAGAGGACCACUCACUGUUGUGGAGGAAAAUUUUAAUCAGACAGGUGUUCUGCUAGGACAGUGUGUUACUAGUGUUAAGGGGGGGAAAACGCAAGGGGGGAAGGGGUAGUUGUUUGAACAUGGGGUCCUCUUGGACAGGUAGUCGUUAGAGCAGGUUCGGCUCUGGUGGUUGCUGGGGUAUUUGAUUGAGAGCAUCUUGGUCAACAGUGGAAGGUCUGUUCAAAAGAGAGCUGAAAUGCUUGGUCCAGCGCUUGAGGAGCCCUUCUUGGUUCUUGAUCAGGAUUUUGCCAUCCGAGGACAAGGGAGAACAUCCUGAGGUUAUUGGGCCGUAUAUGAUUUUCAGAGAGCUGAAGAACAUCUUGGAGUUGUGGGCAUCAGCAUAGAGUUGAAAUUGUUCAGCCUUACUGUUCCACCAUAAAUCUGUCAUCUCACGUAGAUCUUUCUGGGCUCUAGUUUGAAGGGACUGAAAUCCACGGACCAAGUAUAGCAGUGGCGGUUUCACUGACAGCUGUUUUGAAGGAAGUCCAUUUUUCAGAUAAGUCACCUAUAGGAAUGGAAUCUUCGCUCAAUUUCUUUUCGAGAGCUUCUUCGACCUUGUUUCUGUAGAAUUCGUUUUCAAGCUUUGUUGUGUUGUAGGAGACUCUGGGGUCCUUUGGCUUUUUUUAGUGAAGUGGCUGGAUGUGCAUGUCCAUAAUAGUUUUCACUAAUCGAUGGUCUGUCCAGCAGUUGGCCCCUCUCAUGGCUCUGGUAAGGGGACAUCCUUUCUGUCUCUCUGGCGUACAAUGACGUAAUAGAUCAUGUGCCAAUGUUUCGACCUGGGAUGCAUCCUAGUAGUCUUGAUUUUUCAGCCAUUCUGAAAAGGGUGUUUAUGAUGCACAGACCAAGUUCAGCGCACAUGCUGAGGAGGGGGAGACCAUUUUCGUUGACUCUUCCCACUCCAUGAGGCCCUAGAACACUCUCCCAGCUGUUGUUAUCUUUUCCCACACUGGCACUAUAUAUAUAUGUAUAUUAUGUGUAAUGCAGCUUUACAUUGCAGUGUAUACUUUCACCAGUAGCUGCUAUUUGCUUGUGAAACAUUUACAUUAUAUAAUUUGUGUCUGUUUAUGGUAUCUAUAAAUUAUAUUGCAGGGGGUUUUUUUUGUUUGGGUUUGUUUUGUUUUUGUUUGGGUUUUUUUGGGGGGCGGGGUGAAUUAAUUUGAAUACUUUGAGAGACCUGGGUGAUUAUAAUCAUUUGUUUCAUGUAUUGUUGCUACAGCUGCUUUUGUGGGUAUCUUUUUUUUUUCUUUUAAUGGGUUGUCUUAUUUUGAGGAAAUAAGAGCAAAAGUGAUUGACAGCGAUGAAUCAGAUGUGAUGAAUUUCUCAUUCCUUCUUCUUUUAUUGUUCCAGACAGGCAUACGUUUUUCUUUAUCCCAAACUGUCUGAUUUCUGUAAAAAUGUUGACAUCACAGACAAAAUGAAGCCAACUAAAGAUAAAAGGAAAGUGGUUGUUUUGGGGUUUUUUUCUAAACUGCGUUCUUCAGAAUAAUAUUUGAUAGGACCAAAGCAGUUACCUACUGCACAAUAGUUCUUUAUUUUAGUGAUAGUUUGUACAUGUUGAAUUACUACCGCAACAAAUAAUGUAAUUGAUUGGUUAUUGUCAAGACAUUCUUGUGCGUUUUCAUUUUCAGCUACGUCCCAUAUAUAUAUUAUUGGGGGUUUUGCUCUUUGUACAAUAAUGGACACAAUUAUUUGUAAUUCCUUCAUUCUGUAUUGUUACAUUUUGAAAACUCAGUCUUUACAUUCUUUCAUAGUAGCCAAGAAACAAACAGUGCCAUUUAAUGUUACCUAAUCAUGGCAGAAAUCUGUAAACUGUUCCUGUUCUAUGACAUAGUUACAUAUCAGUUUGAGGUUGUGCAGUCAGGUUACUUAGUGAAGCUUACAGGGAAAUUUUUUUUAAGUGUUUAUGUAGGCCUAUUAUCUUUUCUAAUUGUGGUGGAUGCAUCUAAUCUGUACUUGUAAUAAGGUGCCCUAUUUACUACUUUGAUGCCAUGAUCAUUUACACAGUACAGAUGGCCAUGGUUCUAACUAGAGCUGUGCCCAUUCGAUUUCACUAUUCGACAUUAAUGAUUUUUCCGCCAUUCACUGCUAUUCGAAGCCUGGCAGAGCCAUUCGAAUGCUGUGUGAUUUUUUUGCACUAUGCAUUUCUUCUGAUUUUCUCAGCCCGUAGUAAAAUUAAAGCAUUGUAAAAUUUCUAAAUACACUGAGGUAAAUUCAACGUAACUUUCAAGUUGAUGAUUACAGGACAGAGUGAUAAGAGGAGCCAGUAGGAAUUAUAAUACAUGCCUCUAAAAGGCACUUGUACUGCACUCAAUAGGCUGUCGCUUCGAAGCGCAGCUGGAGAUUUUGUGUACAUUGCAUAGCCUACUGAGCUCCCUUUGCACGAUUUGAAAUUCGAAGUACAAGGUGAUAUGGGUAACCACCACCAUUUUGAAGCGCAGCAAAUGUUUUUUUGUACGUUGGCAUACUUAGCUCCCUUGGCAUGAUCCAACAUUCGAAGCUUAAGGCUAAAUAUGCUACUAUCCUUGCGGAGCACUUAGUAAAUUUUCUACAAUUUCCCCGUUUCUGAACCUAUCGAACCUAAAAAUGUUCCUGAAAGCUCAUCAUGUCACUGUUGUAUACCACUGAUUGUUUUAGAGAUCUGGGGUUCACAUUUUUAAAUAUAUUCACUCACGAUAUUCGAAUAGCACGAACAGUGACAUCGCACUUCAAAGCUUCGAUGAUUGUUUAAAACUCAAAAUCGCACAGCAUUAGUUCUAACCCCAGUAUGAAAUUUUCAGUUUGAGUUGUGUGGAGAGUUUUCAUGGCUUUCCACCUUCUUGGCUAAAUCUUAUUGCGGAUGGAUUCUGGGAAUCUAAGGCCCACCUUUUAUGUGAUUUCAUACUCUUCAUUCAAAGUUGUUUUGGAACCAUUCCUAACUUUGCACUCUUUAGCCUACAGGUUUGUCAGAGGGCAAUUGUUGACAGAAGGUUUGAACCCCGAAACCGUAAAAGUAAAGUUGGUCCCACAUCCGAUCUGGACUUUGAGGGUUACUUUGUAAGUGAGACAACUUCCUGGGCCUUCGGCAUAUUGUGGUAGGAUGGCCAUUUCCUUUCUAAGCUGCCUUUACAUCCCCAACUCAAAGUCAGGUACCCAUUACUGCUGGGUGGGCAAGAGGGGGUGAAAAAAAUAUGUGUCCGAACAGAGGCUCGAACCCAGAAUUUCUGCUUCGGAGACAAGCGACGAAACAGUAGAAUGUGUAAAUAAGUAGCCCUGGUCAUACCAACUAGAUGGAAAGGUUUCCAAUCCAGGAGACCACAGGAGUCGUGCAUACGGUAUAUUUUGUUUUAUAUUUAAGUGUGUCAAACUAUGGGCAUUAGGUGACCAUCUUAACCAUCAUUCAGGCUGUAGGAGGGGAUUAUGUUUGCUGGAUAGCGAUAGAUGAUAAUGAUUAAAGUUUGUUGCUCUUGGUGUCUGUAUAAUCCCUCGUUUGUUUUGACUCAAAAUGAAUGAUGGACUGCAAUGUAAUGCUGUAGUAUACCGAUACUAUUUCUCAUGCCAAACUGAAACCUGUAUGAAAAUUUUGAUCUUUUUUUUAUCUGUUUAUAUAAAAUAUAAUCUUGAUCUGAAUACACCUUGUGUAUUCUGAAUUUUUUUUAGGUUGUCCUUGGGAUGUACUUUUUUAUUCUCAGCAUAUAUUAUCAUCUCGUCUUACUAGUGUUCACUUAGUUGAAGAUGGAAGAAAAUGAUGUAACCUUAUUAGACAUGUGAUUUUAUAGGUUUAAUUUUUUUUUUGAAGAAUUGUUUCUAGUGUUCAGGGUUUUUUUUUACUUUCUGGGACACACAUUUUGUUUAAAAGCAACAAUAUCAAAAAGCAAUAAAAUAUGAACCUCUCUCAUGAUCAGAUUCUACCCUUUGAUUUUGAACUUUAGUCCUUCUUGGGUUGUAGAUCUCGGAUAUUUAAUUUUUACAAGGGAAUUGAUCGUGAUAUUUUAAAAAAUUAGUCUGAAAAAAUAAAAUUAUAUGUUUGCUGUUCAUAAAACCAAUACUUUUGUAGUUUGAAGAUUGAAGUGCUUGAAACACAGCAAAUCUGACGUCUUCCAAGCCACUGAAUGAACUUCCAGAUUUUCUACUGAAAACUUCCCAGACAGAUUUUUCGUCUUGUUUCUGUGAUAUACUCACACUGCUAAUCUGUACUUUUCUCCAACGUGGAAUACCUGUUUUCACCAACAUCAUUUUAGAAAGCUCAAUCUCUCUACAGCCCUGGAAACAUUCUUCAUUCUUUUGUUGCCUCAGGGAUUCUUACCAUCAGUUCAAGAAUUUUUGUUUUUUUGUUUUCUCCCACAGGUCACAGAUUAGCCGUUUCAUUACUGUUGUAAAAUCAUAAAUCAUUGCAUUGACUGGAUCAGUAACACUUUUAUCCUUUUUCUCGGAAGAAAAUAAAUCACAAGCAGGAGAGAAUUACCUUCUUUUUUUUCUUCUAAUUUUUAUGAGAACCGAAUCUAUUCCAACAUGAAACAAAAUAUGUAAACUCCAGAGGACAAAGCUAGUUACUUGUUCUUUUUUUUAAAAUCUCAAAUCGCAUGUACUUAACUGACUUGUGCAGGUUCGAGUCUUCUUUGCUUCUGCCAUGUGUUUUUGGUUUCACCGUUUUGUAAUGUUCCUUGGUGAAAUUUGUUUUCGCAGAAUGUCAUAACAUUUAAAAUUGGUUUGUUUUUUAUUGAAUUUGUUUUACUUUCAUUGGGUUUACAAACUUCAUGGUGUUGUUUCACUUAUUUUGUUAUUAGCUUGUUACUGUUAAGUUGUCUGCUUUCUGUCAGACGUGCUUAAAAUCUAAAGGGGAAAAUAAAAUUUCCAGAAAAAAUAAA